Messenger RNA from Aspergillus melleus, 1182 nucleotides. RefSeq lists its product as uncharacterized. Gene Ontology annotation, molecular function: amino acid transmembrane transporter activity. Gene Ontology annotation, cellular component: vacuolar membrane. Gene Ontology annotation, biological process: amino acid transmembrane transport. Lineage: Eukaryota; Fungi; Ascomycota; Eurotiomycetes; Eurotiales; Aspergillaceae. The transcript has 7 exons. The coding region runs from base 1 to 1182 and encodes 393 amino acids. The record is from RefSeq and is a predicted model, not a curated record.
AUGAAUAUGCGCAAUCAGGAGGAGGUUGUUCACACCGAUCUAAGCACGCGCGAUAACAAACCCAACGAUGAAGAGGACUGCGACCCUAAGUCAGAGGCCCUGGCUAAUGAGGACCCGUUUGGAAAUGAAAAUGGAGCGAAAGUCAAGUAUCAUAUUAUGAAGUGGUGGCAAUGUGGAAUGCUAAUGAUUGCUGAAAACAUCUCCCUGGGAAUUCUAUCACUCCCAUCUGCUGUCGCAACUCUUGGAAUCGUCCCGGCGCUACUUCUCAUCCUAGGUUUAUCAGGGAUAACUUGGUAUACCGGGUUCAUUCUGAACCAGUUCAAACUCCGAUACCCGCACAUCCACAGUAUGGGCGAUGCGGGUGAGCUGCUCAUGGGCCGAUUCGGGCGCGAGUUUCUAGGACUCGGGCAGCUAUUAUUCUUGACCUUCAUCAUGGCCAGCCAUCUAUUAACAUUCACGGUUGUCAUGAAUGAACUGACUGAUCAUGGGGCUUGUACAAUUGCUUUCGGAAUUGUUGGGCUAGUCAUUAGCUUCAUCGGGGCUCUCCCUCGAACUAUGGAUAAGGUUUACCUGAUCUCCAUCGCCUCAUUUGUUAGCAUUUUGACGGCGAUCAUUGUGGCCAUGAUUGCAAUCGGCAUUCAAGCCCCGACACAUGUGCCUAUCGAUAUCACCACCGACACUACCUUUGUUAAGGGAUUCUUGUCGACUACUAACAUCGUCUUUGCAUACGCUGCUCAUGUGGCUUUUUUCGGCUUCAUGUCUGAAAUGGAAGACGCUCGGGAGUUCCCCAAGUCUCUCGCUAUGAUGCAGAUUUCCCAAACCUGCCUAUAUGUGGUCACUUCAAUGGUGAUUUAUUGCUACGCAGGGCCUGAUGUUCUGUCCCCAGCUUUGAGCUCCGCCGGCCACAUUAUGAAAAAGGUUGGAUACGGACUUGCCAUUCCAACUGUCGUAUUUUCCGGAGUCGUCCUGGGUCAUGUUGCUUGCAAAUAUACCUACGUUCGCAUUUUCAGGGGCACAUCUCAUAUGCAUGAGAAAAGCCUUGUAUCAAUUGGUGCCUGGGUUUUGAUUGCGUUCAUUACAUGGACGGUCGCGUGGGUGAUCAUGGAAUCGAUUCCCGUUUUUAACGAUCUACUGAGUCUCAUUGUGAGUAUCUGCAUGAACUCCCCGAGUAUCCAGCGCUAA